Drosophila persimilis is the source of this 1670-nucleotide messenger RNA. Its product is annotated as myosin heavy chain, embryonic smooth muscle isoform. Bases 107 to 1594 code for a protein of 495 amino acids. The transcript has a single exon. NCBI's taxonomy places the organism in Eukaryota, Metazoa, Arthropoda, Insecta, Diptera, Drosophilidae. The record is from RefSeq and is a predicted model, not a curated record.
AACACACAUUUUUAGCCUAGGAACACUCCAUAGAACACUCUCUCGUAGCACAUUGGGGAGACCAAAUCACACUCAAAAACUAGUUUACAUAGAAGCUACAGCUACAAUGCUGCCAGCCAUCAAAGGCGAUAAAUGGCAGCAGCAGCGACGCAGCCGGUAUGGGGCAUGGGACGACCCUGGCGUCUCGAUGUUUGCGGUCGUCGGCCAGGAGCCCCUCGACAAUAUGCUGACCAUGAUGACGCCGCUGCCGCUCGGGACCAGCGACCUUGACAAGGAGGCCUAUCCAAUGAUUCACAAGACGUCGGAUGCCGACGACGCGGUCUUUCGCACUGUCAAGUUCCAGGUGGAGCAACUGGCACUCAAUCGCACAUUGCAGAUGCGUCCGAAGGAGGAGCAGAAGCGCAUUGACACCGAAAUCAUACGGGCCCUUGUGAAAGAGCGCAGAAGCGAGAUGGUCGCGGCCAGUCGGCGCAUACAGCUCCAGCGGAACGUGCCCGAGCUGCGCGACCUGCAGCUGGAGAUAAACGUGGCCAAGACGGCCCUGAGCGUCAGGAAGAGCAUGCUCUCGGAUCAGAAGCAGAGGUGCCUCAACAAAAAGGCUGAGCUGGACGAGGCCCGUGCCCAUCAGAAGCAGCUGGAACUGCAGCUGGGCAAGGAGAAGUUGGUGGCGGAAAAGAAGACCAAAGCCUUCCGUGAAGCACUGAUGAGCCAGCUUGCGGAGACAACCAAGAAUCGCCUCCAGGAGCAGCAAGAAACCCAGGCAAGGGAGCGACGGGAGCUACUCGAGUUACAGAAGAACUACGCUCUAGAGCAGUCGCAGGAGGCUGAGAAAUUGGCGCUGCGGCGCAAAGAGCUCCAAGAAUCCCUGAAGAAGACCACCGCCCAGAAGCAAGCCGCCCUCGAAAUCGAGGCAAGAAAGAAUGUGGGCCGCCCCCAGCGUGGGAUCCUCGACUCGUUCGGCCCGAGAACGGCCGCGUUCGUGGCCAAGGACAUGAAGCGCCGCGCGGACGAGAUCCAGGCCAGAGAGAUCAACAGCGCCCGGCUGGGCGCUGAACUCAGUCAGAUCCGACGCGAUCGGGAGACGAAUGACGAGCUGUUCAUCGACCUGCUCGAGCGCGAGUACCAUGCCAAGGACAGCAAGAAGUUCUUGGAGAAGAUUGCGGCCCAGCAGGCCGCGAGCUAUGCGAACCGCGAGCAGGUGUGUCUGCAGCGCACAGCAGCCAAGUACUUCCGGGAGCAAUGGGCUGCCAUCGGGAACAACAUCCCACGCGACUCGACCUCCUUUGGCGAGCGUCAGCACCGCCUGAACACCGGCCGCAACGCAAUGAUGCACGAGAAGAAUAUGCAGUGCCACCAUGAAAUGGUUGAGCUGGCCAUUGCCAACAAGCACCGCCGUAAGGCCGACGCCGAGGCGACUUGUGGCAUUACCUCGGCAUUGGCCCAGCUCCAGAACGCAGAGGAUCUUGCCGUGAAGGAGGAGCGACUCCGUAUGCUCCGCAGCGAGCCCCGGGAGGUGCUCAACGCCAUUCGACCCUUCGCCCUCACCGCCAGCGAGCACACGGUCCUCAAUCUGGAAACCAGCAAACGUAUCUGAUUUACACAUUCUGCAUAUUACCCAUUCAAUGCCAACGUAUGCUAAGGCCCAACGAAAUCUAUUAAAGAAGUUCCUU